Amaranthus tricolor (Joseph's coat) is the source of this 2079-nucleotide messenger RNA. Its product is annotated as protein EMSY-LIKE 1-like. The transcript has 9 exons. NCBI's taxonomy places the organism in Eukaryota, Viridiplantae, Streptophyta, Magnoliopsida, Caryophyllales, Amaranthaceae. Gene Ontology annotation, cellular component: nucleus. The record is from RefSeq and is a predicted model, not a curated record. Bases 292 to 1299 code for a protein of 335 amino acids. Gene Ontology annotation, biological process: defense response to fungus.
UCUUAAUCAUCCCCAUAUAAGGGACAAGACCAUAACCCACAAAUUCCAAGGUUCUUUGAUCAUUCUUUUAUCUUUCAAGCAAAUAGCUUAAUCAGCUUCUUCGGUGACAUCCGUAGUUUCCCCAAUUUUCAACUUUUAGGGUUUUUUCUGAGUUUUCUUAAUCUAUUUGAAGUAAAGAUUCUAAUAUUCCUUCAUUUUGCCGAUGGUCUUCAAGCCUUGUCGUUCUGACUACUGAGUUUGUAGUACAUCCGAGAUCUCUGGACCUCCGAGAUCUCUGGAUAACGGAAUCAAAUGCUAGGUUCUGGAACUUUUCAUCGAGUACAAGUAGACAUGCAGGAGCAAAUUCAUCAUCUUGAAAAGGAAGCCUAUUACGCUGUUCUUCUAGCCUUUAAAGCUCAAUCUCAUGCACUUACUUGGGAUAAAGAAAGUUUGAUGACAGAACUCAGAAAAGAGUUGAGAGUUUCAGUUGAUGAACACAGAGAGGUACUCUCGAGAGUUAAUAAUGCUGAAGUGAUAUGCAGAAUCAUGGAAUGGAGAAACGGUGGUGGCCACCAGGCUAUGAUUACAUCACAUCCUACCAAUGAUGUGUCUAGUCUAACCUAUGCUUCUCGCAAGAAGCAGCGAACAAUACAAUCUUUUCCAACUCAUGGAGCACCACCUUCAGCUGGAGCUAUUAGUUCGCGACCUCGAGGCGGAAAAACUAGACAGUUCCCUUAUAAUGACCAUGCUUUACAUGGAACUAUUAUGUCUGGAAGUGGUGAAGACCUGGUAGGAAAGAAAAUAAUGAUCAGAUGGCCUGAUGACAACCAUUUCUGUGAGGCUUUAAUUUCUCGAUACAAUCCAUCUGAUGGUCGACAUGCAUUAUUGUAUAAUAUUCAUACACCAAAAGAAUCUUUUGAGUGGGUUGAUUUUAAGGAGAUGCCUUUUGAGGAUUUCCGAUGGGUGAAUGAAGAGACUGUAUUAUCAGAUAGAGGUGGUCCCAGAGAAAAGAGAUCCUUGAACCAUGCUACUCUUCCUGGUAUUGUAAGAAAACAAUGUAAUAGUGAAAUUCAGAAUGACACUAGAAACGUGACAGAUGAUAUUGAAAUUCUACAUACUGAUACAUUGAUUAAAAAGGUCGAAAAGGUGGUGGUUGCACCUAAUCCUGAUUGUUUUGAAAUUGAAAAGGCGAAGCAAAUGUUGAAGGAGCACGAGCAAGCACUUAUUGAUGCAAUUUCAAGACUUUCUCGCAUAUCGGAUGCUGAUAUUAACGGUAACCCACUCCAUAGAAUAUCUGAUGGUGAUUGUGAUAACAACUAACAGGCUCCUGUAUAACAUUGGAGUUCUCUAAGUUAGUUUGACUGAAAACCGUCCUCCUUAACCUGAUAAAAUUUGAUGGCACCAACACUAAAAUACUUAACUUCAGGUCAUAGUAGCUCGAAAAAUAUAAGCUUGCUCAUUUUUGCUAGUCAUAUCAGCAGUAAACUGUCGACCAUGUUCAGGGCUACUGUAAUGUACUUCAAUACAUUGUGGUUGUUUCGGACCAUGACGGUUUCGCGGUUCAGCCUAAAAAGCGGCAUCAUGACGGUUUAGCGGUUCAGCCUAAAAAGCAGCAUGGCAAAUUGGCGUUGCUUGGCUCAAUGUCGGUCGAGUUGAGUUGAGGCUCAUUAGUCUAUUGUGAAAUGUGUUAUGUUUUUGCUUGGCUCCAUUUUCAUCGUUUAGCUUCAAUUUUCUUUGAUGUGCAUGUCCUUACAAAACUGAUUAAAAUUCGAACUUCAACCAGAUGGAGAUCAACAAUACUAGAGUCUCAAUAUCUGAUUGCAUCCGGAGCUUAGCGAAAAGGUAAAACACAAGAGACGAACACAAAAUCACCGCUACUAACUUCAUGAAUUGUUUGACGUUCAUCGAUUGACUUGAUGUUGGUUAUUGUACGUGCUACGAAUCAGAUGCACUGCACUUGGCAAGUCGUUAAUUAAAUCGACAGAGUAAUGAUUAGUUUUUGUAAAAAUAGGUUUGUAAAAAUGGAUAUUUGAUCUUUUGUUGAAUAGAUGCAUUUGAUUGAUUAUUAUGAUCAAGAUAGUCUGUGCUUCUCAGUUCAAA